Molecule: messenger RNA, 5225 nt
Organism: Aspergillus heteromorphus CBS 117.55
Lineage: Eukaryota; Fungi; Ascomycota; Eurotiomycetes; Eurotiales; Aspergillaceae
Product: kinetochore-microtubule binding complex subunit SPC105
Exons: 4
Coding region: 123-4916 (1597 amino acids)
Biological process (GO): mitotic sister chromatid biorientation; protein localization to kinetochore; mitotic spindle assembly checkpoint signaling
Source: RefSeq, a predicted model, not a curated record
CGUCUUGUCGCAUCUCGCAUCUCGCAUCUCUUGUUGCAGUUGACAGCACGUCCAAUUCCAAUCUCAUACUCCUACACUCCUCAUCCUCACCCUCCCUGUCUAUGUUCCUCUUAUCCUGAUCCAUGGCGUCCCGAAGUGACUCCGCGGGGUCUCUCCGUCCGCGAUCUCGUCGCUCCAUCGCCCAUGUGCCCCGAUCGCAGUUGACCUCCACCCUGGAGAAGGAAAAUGCGACCACAAACAUCAGCUCCUCGCAACCUUUGGACGGGCGCCCAAAGCCUCUUGGCAGAGACAAGAAGUCCCGGAGUAAGAGUCUGGGCCCUGGCGGCCUGGAUGCGCUCCAGGAUUCAAACGGCAAUCGACGCAAGUCCACUGCAGCAUUCCCUCUCAAGUCUAUCCUGAAACCCACAGUACCUGUCUCUCCGGUUCGCAACAUUCCCACGUUCGAGGAGACACGCAGACGCACGCCGGCUCGCGGACCACAACAGAAGGAUGGCAACGACGAUGGCAUAGACCAAGGCAAAGAAGGCUUGCUGAUUGAUUUCGACACCCCCGCGCAACCCUCCACUUCUGUCGGCGAAGACCGGGCCAACCCUUUCGACAGUUUCAACGCUGCAUCAAUUCGCGACGAGAUGGCAGCGGUAAGGGAACGUGAAGAGCAGGAACAGCGCGAAAGAGAGCGGAAGAUGAUUCUCCAAAAACGGGAAGCGCGACGGAAGUCGAUGGCAAAUCGCCGUGUUUCAUUCGCCCCUGAAGCAACACUACACACGUGGAAUGUCGUGGAAAUCCCUGACGACUCGACUUCUUCAUCUACCUCUAAUUCGACUCGACGCGCCUCGUCAUUGGCAAACCAGACACCUGCGCACGAGCCCGCGCAGGCGGAUCCUCCCUCCCCUGAUAUCGACGCAGAGUCGGACAUCGGCUUUUCGCCCGUUCAGUACCCGGAUCUACAACAACUACAGAAUCGCUCGACGUCGUCGCAGGAAAUGUCUUCCAGUCCGUUCAGUGGAAGCUCAGCAGACGGCAGUGAAGACACCGGCCUACAAGGCUUACAGCCAGACGAUGACGACGACGACGAUGACAACUCUUCGGCGUCUGGAUUUGAGGGGGAGAGUACCGCGAUGAGUAUGGAUGAUAUGUCCGUGCACUCUGCUGCAACAGCGCAAUCCGAUUUAUCGGACGCCACCAGUUCCAGUGCUCGGUUGAAUGAAGCUCUGCGGCAGGCGGCUCGAGAGGCAGGCACACAUGGCAUUGAAGACGACGAUGAUGGUGACAUGUCAAUGGAAAUCGCAGAUCAAGAGAUCACCGGCGCCUUUCAGCCGUGGAUCAAGAAGGGAGAGCGCCAAAGUUUCGACUGGGAGGACCUUAGCGCCCGUCAUGAUCAAGAAAAUGCUCAACCAUCUGAUUUUCUGGCCAACCAGUCAGCCGUUGCGGAUGCAACAAUGGAUAUCGGGGAUGAGGACCUUAGCAUGGAGGUGACUAACGCCAUUGGGCGUAUUCUCCCUGGCCAGCAAACCCGUCGUCAGAGCACAGUACGUCGCCGGUCUACUGGAGAGGAAACGAACUAUGAUGAACAAACCAUGGAGUUCACAAACGUUAUUGGAGGUAUUGCGCAAUCCAUCUCUCCCGCUAAGCCUAUGGAUCUCGACAGCAAUGCCGAUGAGGAUGAGGGAAUGACAAUGGAGUUUACGUCUGUCGUUGGUGGUCUUUUGAACAGACCAGCCUUGACUAACAUUACCGACGAGAACAAUCUUGGUCGACCAGAAUCUUUCAUCCCAGGAGCUGUGGUACGGACCUUCUCUGAGUGGGACAACGACGAGGAUGACAUGGAAGGUGGCAUGGAUAUGGAGAUUACUGGAGCUAUUGGUGGCAUACUUCCUGCGGCUCAAGAGCAGACUGAAAUGCAGGAUGACGAUCAGACUGAGGGUAUGGAAGUCACGGUCGCUAUGGGCAAGAUACUAUCUUCUGAACCGGAACGUCGAGAUGCGCCCCAAGGUGCGCCCCAAGCUCCCCAGGCUGAGCCCCAAGAUGAGCCCCAAGAUGAGCCCCAAGCGGAACCCCAAGCAAAAAUCCAAGCGGAAAUCCAAGCGGAAAUCCAAGCGGAACCCCAAGCUGAACCUGAAGAUGUCCCCGAAGAUGAGCUCCAGGAUGGGGACGAGGCACAGGAAGCAAUGGAACUAGAGCCAAACCCUACUCAACUCGGCAGCUCACCCUUCCAGCAAUCUGCUCGGCAUUCCCCCGCGAAAUCACCUGCAUCGUUCCAUGUCGCUGCCGUUGCCUCAGAAAGCGGGAGUCCUAGCCUGGCAAGUGUGAGGUCUCGACGGACGAGACAGAGCCUUUCUCGUGCGGCUUCGAGCACGCCAACCUCGCCUACGCCAGAACUAUCUCCAAAAAAGGUCUCACUAUCGCCCCCAAAGCAGCCGACACCGCAAGCCAGCGGGCUCUCACCUUCUACGAUGACCCCACCAUCGAGAACCUCGGAUCCCAAAAUUGCAUCGCCAGAAAAGCUCUCUCAGCCAGAACCUCAAGCAUCCACCAGCAUAAGAAAAUCCCCGAGACGUAAAAGCCUGUUUGGAAACAGUACAGCUGGUGAAUCUACUCCCCAGUUUGUUCUACAUCCUCCGGGGAAGAGGCGAUCCUCAGGACUUGGAAUCGACAAAGAAGGGCUUGGAUCACCACGGGUAGCUGCUAUGCUUGACAAACGUCGCUCUAUUGGCGAAGAGACCCCAGAAUUUGUUCCCCAAGAGCAACCAAAACAGGGUGUGCGUUUUGAAGAUCCCGUGAAGCUCCAGGAAGAGGUUGAGAGAGAACGCGAGGAGGAGGAAAACCGGGAGGAUGGUCACUUCCCGCCCCCGGAUCUGGAUCCCACUGCGAAUCUCAAAGACAUGAUAUCAAGUCUCACUCCGAAGAAGAAUAAGAUGCGUGGCAGAAAGAGUUUGCAUGUUGGUGCUGCGCGCGGCCUUCUUGGCAAGCGUCCAGUUGAGCUAGAUAUCGAUGAUGAGGAUGUUGAUAACACGCCAAAGCGCCUGAGGGGCCGCGAGGAUGUCAGCCCAGUGAAGAAAUUCAGGCUUCCUGCGCCACCUACCAAGGAUGAAACAGUUGGACGUGCAACUCGUUCUCCCUUCAAACCCUUCAGUGGAUCACCAUUGAAGGUCAGCUCAACGCCUUCUAAGGAAAGGAGAGCCAGCUCUUUAGCAGUCAGUCCUGCGAAAGCUGGACAGGAGGGCUCUAAGUCUCCAUCUGGAACCGAGUCAGCGGAGACAGAAGAGGCCAUUGUUGAGGAUCCUGGCCCCGAAUUUGACCCUAUACAGCUGCAGGAGUUCCUGAACAUGACCAACAUCCACUUCAUGGAGCUCACGACCACUAAAAGACGGCAUACUACGGCUCCUGACAGUGCUAGCAGACGAGCAGCCAGACUUUCGACUGAGAGUGAGUCCAAGUCAAGCGCUUCUGACUUUGUCGCCUGCGUAGCAGCUGGUUUUUGCACCGUGCCUAUGCUGGAGCUAUAUCAACAUUCUUGCCGUGAAUUGAAGUCGUACAUCUCUGAAGGGAGACAGAUCAUUCGGUCGAUCGAAACCGAAACCUUUGCGGAAAACCCGCCGCUUUUUCGAGAAUACAUGACAGCCCCUCCUGACAUCCGUCUGCUGAUGGACAACCAAUUCCGGAACGUCAAGACCCACGCUAGACUGCUCAGUAAAGCAACGUGGUACGAGUGGCGCAUGAAGCUCCUUGAUGGCCUUAAAGACGGGCUUGAGCGCCAUGUGCAAGAAAUGAAGGCGGAUGGCGAUCUUCUGUCGAAGCAUGAAAUCCUUCUGGAUAAUGUUGUUCCCGCGCUGGUUGAGAAGCACUCUUCCCUCGAGGGAGAAGCUACAACGCUGCAGCAAUUGGCAGACGAAAUGGAGAAUUGUGACCAGGAUGAGCUCCGUGGUGCAAGGGAGAAACUUGUCGACGUUGAAGCCGAGAUUGCGGAGAAAAAGAAGCGACUUCAGGAGAUGCAGGCAGAACUGCAGAACAAGACAGACACCAUCGAAGCGGGCGCGGAGCUCAAAGCAGAGUUCAUGGCACAGAUCAAGGAAGCAGAAAGGGUCAAGGAAGAAUGUCGCGGUUGGAGUGCUAAGGAGAUCGGCGAGCUGAAAGAAUCAGUUCGCAAGAUCGAGCUACAGACCGGCUGGAGUAUCAUCGCCGCGACGUCCUCCGAAGGUUCCCCUGCAGGCCCGACAGUGACAAUGUCCUACCGCAGCCAGCUCCAGCUUACCUUCCACCCUGCCUCUUUCAACAUCGAGAACGAUAGCGAGGAUCCGUCUCCAGAGGACAAGGACACGCGCACGCCUGUCGAGCUGAAAUACUCUCCAAACAACGGCGCCAAACCCGCCGUCCCCGCUCCUCAACUCUCACCCGUGUCACUACUCGUCCUGAAAUCCCUCCGAAACCGCAUUGCAAGCAUCCAGCAACGCAAAACCGCCCCCAAGCAUCUCCUCAGCUUCAUCUCGCAAGCAUGGGACCUUACCCUCAAACUCGAGGAGGAAGCCCGCAUGCUCAAAUUCUGCGGUGUUACGAAACUCAAGCUCCUCGAAGUCGAGGACAAGCCCUCCCUCCGGGCAAGAUGCACCCUCCUGGGACCCACAUCAUCAUCAAACGCGAAGCAAAUAUCCCGUCGUCGCAUCGACGUCGAUUUCGCCAUCAAGGCCCGCAUUCUGCAGAAUCAAGACCAGGCCUGCGGCAUCGGCGUCCUGGACAUCCAGACUGACGUCCUCGCUAGCAAGGUGUAUGGCUUCGGGUCCGCCAACGAGACCGGCAUCUCUGAGAACGAGAUGCAGGGUAUUCUUUCCAGCGGGCUUGGAGAGAAGACAUCUGGUCUGCAACUCGGCGGUGGGGUAUGGAGUACUGCUGUUCGGAAACUUACGGGCGCGGUCUUCUAGUCUUCUCGCUUGCCCUCCUUAUUUUCUCCUCACCCACAUACCUACAUACCUCCUCCUUACUUACUUGUACCUGUUAACCAGGUCUCUUUUACUUCGCCUGUAAUUAUCUUUUUUACCUUUUCACUUUGGUUGUGUUUAUGCAAUUGGCACGGGGCAUGGUGUUUCGGUCGGGUUCGCUGGGUAUGCAAUGCACAGGAUACCAUGGAUGGACGGACGGUGAAUAGGUUGGAUGCUUGCGAUCUUUUUUUUUUAUUCGCCGUUAUUACCUACAAUGCUACUGCCGUAUCUCCUGACUCCUGUUUUUCUUUC